UAUUAUUUAUUUGAAUAAUGACCACCACUGCAGAACAAUGCAUUAACUUUUUUGUAUAUGACUUGAAAGUCUAAAUGCUAGCAUUCAUGUUUAUACUUUAACCUCUAUUUUUCCUCUGUAUUAUUAGUAAAUUUUGAGAUUGUAGAACUUUUGACCCAGUCAUACACAUACAGAGGUUGGAUUCUGAGUUAAUUAAAUAUGAGUUAAUAAUAUAUUAUAAGGAAAUUAUUGUCCUUAUUACAGUUAUUAGGUAGUUACUCAAAUUAUAGCUUGAAAGGAAUGCAGAACAUGGAAAACUCAGAUUAAAUUAUGCAUUUGAACCUUAGGCCAGUUUUUACUGUAGAGACAGUUUGCUGCUAAAAGAGAAAUUGUAUGUCAUUGAAAUUAAAUGCUUUUCUGGGGAUGGAAGAUUCCAGUUUUUAAUGAAAUUACUGAGUGUGGUGUAGUGAAAUGAUUAAAAUCUGUAUUCCGGGAAUGUGGCAGGGAAAAAAAAUCAAUAAGUGCUAGCACAGCUUUGCUGCUCAAUGUGAAUCCUGAAAAUGAAAUAAACUACUACAAAAAUAAUAAUUAAAAACAUAUCAGCACAUUAAUUUAUUUAGCAUCUAGUCUCCUGAGACAUCAUCUUCACUAAUUUUUAGCAUACAUUUUACUAUGUAAUGAGCAGGCUUCUUUUCAGAUAUCCCUAUUAGACAGGCAGUAUUUCUGCCCUUCCCCCAAUGCUCCUGCAUUGCAAUCAUUGUACUUGCACUUAUUAUGUUACAAAUGACCGAGGUAAGGCUGACAUUCUCAGUGCAAGCAAAAAGACCUAGUCUGCCAAGCUUUUUUUUUCCCUAAUGAAGCAGCUUUGUGAAAUCUCCCCAUGUGUUAAUACUAAUGAAGAUCCUCCAGCACAAUUAAAAUCACAGCCAGUGGCUGAAGAGGAAACAUAAAACAAAAGCAUCUUUUAUGAUACAUUUAUCCAAAUAUAUAUGUAUAAAAUACACAUAUACGGUCAAAUUAUGUCCCUAUAGCUUAAUUUGUACAUUCUUUUCAUCCUGAAAAUUAAAUUAUGUAAUUUUUAAUGGUAAGAACUUAGAUACUUUGUUGGGUCUGAAGGAAAUAACGCUACUUCAGUGAACUUAAAAAAUUACCUAUCAUGGGUAGUAAAGUGUUAUCAAGGUUAAGGCUUUUUGAGAAAUCGUUUUUAGGAAGCUGUAGGAUGGGGUGCAGGAAGGGAUGGGUGUACUUUACCUUUAGUUUAACUUGAUUUGUUGCAGGCUGUGGGAAUUGGGGUUCGGGGAGGGAAAGGGUAAAAAAGAGAGAAAGUUGCAAGAGAUUCUGGGGGUAGACAAAUAGCAUAACCUCGUGUGUAGUUUAAACAUGGAGCGAUGGGCUACCAGUCUUGCGCCUAACUUAAUUUGUUUUUAAAUGUUCAAUUCCUACAAUUAGCUAUGCUUUUUUCUAACCCUUCAGAAACUGGCGGGGGCUGGGGAUGGCGGGUGGCGGGACUAUAUAGAUUACCUUUAAAGUUUGUACUUGUAACUUUAAACGAUUUGUUAUUUUAACGUCUCUCAUUUAAAUUUUAUUUUAACACAAUGCAUAAACAUUACAGCUAGUUUACUUUGAACUUAAAAGGGCAGUAGCAUUUUACCCUGGGACCAUCUUGCAUCCUGCUUUUUAUUUUGAGUCCUAAUAUCUAAAAAUUCUCAACAUAUUGAGUUGGUUUGUAGACUUCAACAGAAUUGAGUUUAGGAACAAAAAAAGUUUAGGUGAAGAUGGUUACCCUGUGCUCCUUAUUCUCCAGUUUUCAUUUUCAAAAAAUUAAGUUACCCUGCUUUCGGUUCUCUAUUCUUUUAAAAACAAAACAAAACAUUUUAAGUUUCUUAACUUUUUUCUGGGACAAGGAACGGGACAAACUCAAAGCUACAGUAUUCUUGGAAAGAAGCAACCCCCCUCCCUUGGCUUCUUUAGGAGCUGAUAGGUCAUUUAUUAUUGGAACAGAAAUGGUAUAAACAAUUCUCUCUCCUUUUCCCCUUGUUAACAGCAACUUUCAUUGUUAGAGGAGAGAGAGAAGCCUUGUUGGUUGACGUCACUUGGUUCAUGAAGCCUUCGCCUAGAAGUGAAGCUGCUGAACAAACCUUGAGAAGAAUCAUCUCCUGCUUCAAUCUGCUGCUGGAUAGGAACUAAUCAGAGAGAGAGAGGCGGAAGACGGAGAAGGAAGGAGUCAAGGGCUUUCCCGACCAGAAAUCUCACCUCCACUCCAACUCUCUUUAUACUUUUUUUGCAGAAAUAAUAAUACAAAUAAGGAGGUGGUAGGGUUCCCAAAAAUCUUUACCUUCGACCAUCUAGGGAAGGCAAAUAUUUUAUCCAGCGCAACUCUCAGUUCGAAAGUAAAGGUUUCUCAACAGUGAUGUCACAAGAUUGACCACGUUGAUCACAAUAUGGAGUCUGGAGAACGGUUACCAUCCUCGACAGCCUCCUCUACUCCACCAACUUCAUCCUCUACACCUUCUGUGGCUUCAGCAGUUUCAAAAUGCAGCCUUUCCACUGGAGUUGCUUCACUUAGCUCUACAAUCAGCCCAUGUGGACAUUUAUUCAGAGCAGCUGGGGAUCAACCGUUUAACCUGUCCACAGUGUCGAGUGCCUUCCCAAUGGUCAGCCACCCAGUCUUUGGUCUACAUUCAGCCAGCUCAGGGCAUUCAGAAUUUGGUGGUUUGGGGACACUUGGUACACCCACAGCCUUAGCCGCACAUCCCCAACUAGCAUCUUUUCCAGGUGCAGAAUGGUGGCGAACAACAGAUGUUCAUACUCGUACUGGGGCAACCUUCUUUUCACCUUUACUGGGAAUUCCACCACUGUUUGCUCCUCCCGUGCAGAAUCAUGAUUCUUCUUCAUUCCAUUCGAGGACUUCAGGAAAAAGUAAUCGAAAUGGUCCUGAAAAAGGUGUAAAUGGGUCAAUAAAUGGAAACAGUACAUCAUCUGUAAUUGGUGUUAACACAUCUGUACUGUCCACUACUGCUUCAAGUUCCAUGGGACAAAUUAAAAGUACAAGCUCGGGUGGAGGAAAUCGAAAAUGUAACCAGGAGCAAAGCAAAAACCAGCCUUUGGAUGCUAGAGCUGACAAAAUCAAAGAUAAGAAACCAAGGAAAAAAGCUAUGGAAAGUUCUAGCAACAGUGAAAGUGAUUCAGGUACAUCAUCGGACACCUCAAGUGAAGGCAUUAGUAGUAGUGAUUCAGAUGAUCUAGAGGAAGAUGAAGAGGAAGAAGAUCAAAGUAUCGAAGAAAGUGAAGAUGAUGAUUCUGAUUCAGAGAGUGAAGCACAACAUAAAAGUAACAACCAGGUGCUAUUACAUGGUAUUUCAGACCCAAAAGCAGAUGGACAGAAAGUAACGGAAAAAGCCCAGGAAAAAAGAAUACACCAGCCAUUACCUCUUGUGUCUGAAUCCCAGACUCUCUCAUCAUUCCAAUCCCAGCAGAAGCAGCCUCAGGUUUUGUCACAGCAGCUUCCAUUUAUUUUCCAAAGCUCUCAGGCAAAGGAGGAAUCUGUGAACAAACAUACCAGUGUAAUACAGUCUACGGGAUUGGUGUCCAAUGUGAAACCUUUAUCUUUGGUAAAUCAAGCCAAAAAGGAAACUUAUAUGAAACUCAUAGUUCCUCCUCCUGAUGUACUUAAAGCAGGGAAUAAAAAUACCUCUGAAGAAUCUAGUCAAAUUUUGACCAGUGAAUUACGAUCUAAACGGGAACAAUAUAAACAGGCAUUCCCAUCACAGUUAAAGAAACAGGAGUCAUCUAAGAGCCUGAAGAAGGUUAUUGCAGCUUUGUCAAAUCCAAAAGCAACCUCUACUUCACCAGCACAUCCAAAACAAACAGUAGAAAACAACCACCCUAAUCCAUUCUUGACAAAUGCACUUUUAGGUAAUCACCAACCAAAUGGAGUUAUUCAAAGUGUCAUUCAAGAAGCUCCUCUAGCACUUACGACCAAAACUAAAAUACAGAGUAAGAUUAAUGAAAAUAUUACUACGGCAAGUAGCACCCCUUUUUCCUCACCUGUAAAUCUGAGUACAAGUGGGAGAAGAACCCCUGGCAGUCAGACACCUGUAAUACCCUCUGCCUCUCCCAUUCUGCAUAGUCAAGGGAAGGAAAAAGCAGUUAGCAAUAAUGCAAAUCCAGUAAAAACACAGCAUCACUCCCAUCCUGCAAAAUCUUUAGUGGAGCAGUUUAGAGGAACAGAUUCAGACAUUCCCAGUAGUAAAGAUUCUGAAGAUUCAAAUGAGGAUGAAGAGGAAGAUGAUGAAGAUGAUGAGGAAGAUGAUGAAGAUGAUGAAUCUGAUGACAGCCAAUCAGAAUCAGAUAGUAAUUCAGAAUCAGAUACAGAAGGAUCAGAAGAAGAAGAUGAUGAUGAUAAAGACCAAGAUGAAUCAGAUAGUGAUACUGAAGGAGAGAAAACUUCAAUGAAACUGAAUAAAACAACUUCCUCUGUCAAAAGCCCUUCCAUGAGUCUCACAGCUCACUCAACACCUCGUAACCUCCACAUAACAAAAGCCCCAGGCUCUGCUCCUGCUGCCUUAUGUUCUGAAUCACAGUCACCUGUUUUUCUUGGUACAUCUUCUUCCACACUUACUUCAAGUCCACACUCUGGCACUUCCAAAAGAAGAAGAGUAACAGAUGAACGUGAACUGCGUAUUCCAUUGGAAUAUGGCUGGCAGAGAGAGACAAGAAUAAGGAACUUUGGAGGGCGCCUUCAAGGAGAAGUAGCAUAUUAUGCUCCAUGUGGAAAGAAACUUAGGCAGUACCCUGAAGUAAUAAAGUAUCUCAGCAGAAAUGGAAUAAUGGAUAUCUCAAGGGACAAUUUCAGCUUCAGUGCAAAAAUAAGAGUGGGUGACUUCUAUGAAGCCAGAGAUGGACCGCAGGGAAUGCAGUGGUGUCUUUUGAAAGAAGAGGAUGUCAUUCCUCGUAUCAGGGCAAUGGAAGGUCGUAGAGGAAGACCACCAAAUCCAGAUAGACAGCGAGCAAGAGAGGAAUCCAGGAUGAGACGUCGAAAGGGUAGACCUCCAAAUGUUGGCAGUGCUGAAUUCUUAGAUAACACAGAUACCAAAUUGCUAAGGAAACUGCAAGCUCAAGAAAUAGCCAGGCAAGCAGCACAAAUAAAGCUUUUAAGAAAACUUCAAAAGCAGGAACAGGCUCGAGUUGCUAAAGAAGCUAAAAAACAACAAGCAAUAAUGGCUGCUGAGGAGAAGCGAAAACAAAAAGAACAGAUAAAGAUUAUGAAACAGCAGGAAAAAAUUAAAAGGAUACAGCAAAUCAGAAUGGAAAAGGAACUUCGAGCUCAACAAAUUCUAGAGGCUAAAAAGAAAAAGAAGGAAGAAGCGGCAAAUGCCAAAUUAUUGGAGGCCGAGAAACGAAUAAAGGAAAAAGAAAUGAGAAGACAGCAAGCCGUUCUUCUGAAACAUCAGGAGUUGGAGAGGCAUAGACUAGAUAUGGAACGAGAGCGAAGGCGACAACAUAUGAUGCUUAUGAAAGCUAUAGAAGCUCGUAAAAAAGCAGAAGAAAAGGAACGAUUGAAGCAAGAAAAACGUGAUGAGAAAAGAUUAAAUAAAGAGCGUAAACUAGAGCAACGAAGAUUAGAAUUAGAAAUGGCAAAGGAACUAAAGAAGCCUAAUGAAGACAUGUGCUUAGCAGACCAAAAGCCUUUGCCAGAAUUGCCUCGUAUUCCAGGACUUGUUCUCUCUGGAAGUACUUUUUCAGACUGUCUCAUGGUGGUGCAGUUCUUACGAAACUUUGGUAAAGUUUUGGGCUUUGAUGUGAAUAUUGAUGUUCCAAACCUGAGUGUUCUUCAAGAGGGAUUGCUAAAUAUAGGGGACAGCAUGGGUGAAGUACAAGACUUGCUUGUGAGGCUCCUCUCAGCUGCUGUAUGUGAUCCAGGUCUAAUUACAGGAUACAAGGCCAAAACAGCUCUUGGAGAACAUUUACUGAACGUUGGUGUGAAUCGAGACAAUGUUUCCGAGAUUUUGCAGAUUUUUAUGGAAGCCCACUGUGGAGAAACUGAGCUUACUGAAAGCCUAAAGACCAAAGCUUUUCAGGCUCACACUCCAGCACAAAAAGCCUCAGUCCUGGCUUUCCUAAUCAAUGAGUUGGCAUGCAGCAAGAGUGUGGUGAGUGAAAUCGAUAAGAACAUUGAUUAUAUGUCAAACUUGAGGAGAGAUAAGUGGAUGGUGGAAGGUAAACUCCGCAAGCUUAGAAUCAUUCAUGCUAAGAAAACUGGCAAAAGAGACACUUCAGGUGGCAUUGAUCUUGGAGAAGAGCAACAUCCUUUGGGCACACCCACUCCAGGACGAAAAAGAAGAAGGAAGGGAGGAGACAGUGAUUAUGAUGAUGACGACGAUGAUGAUAGUGACGACCAAGCUGAUGAAGACGAUGAGGAUGAAGAAGAUAAAGAAGACAAAAAAGGAAAGAAGACUGAUACCUGUGAAGAUGAGGAUGAAGGUGACCAAGCAGCAAGUGUUGAAGAGCUAGAAAAACAGAUUGAAAAACUGAGUAAACAACAGAGUCAGUACAGAAGGAAGCUCUUUGAUGCUUCUCACUCAUUACGUUCAAUGAUGUUUGGCCAGGAUCGUUACAGACGCCGGUACUGGAUUCUUCCCCAGUGUGGAGGGAUCUUUGUAGAAGGCAUGGAGAGUGGUGAAGGACUAGAAGAAAUUGCGAAAGAAAGAGAAAAACUUAAAAAGGCAGAAAGUAUCCAGAUCAAAGAAGAAAUGUUUGAGACCUCUGGGGACACUUUAAAUUGUUCAAAUACAGAUCACUGUGAGCAAAAGGAAGAUCUUAAAGAAAAGGAUAACACAAAUCUAUUUCUUCAGAAACCUGGCUCUUUUUCUAAAUUAAGUAAGCUUUUAGAAGUAGCUAAGAUGCCUCCUGAAUCAGAUAUUAUGACCCCCAAACCAAAUGUUAGUACAAAUGGGUGCACAACGUCUUAUCCAAACAGUGGAAAACAUUCACUGGGCAGCGUUCAAUCAACAGCAACACAAAGCAGCAUGGAAAAGACAGACUCAAAUAAUCUGUUUAAUACUAACCCAGGUGGUCCAGGGAAGUUCUAUAGUCCUCUCCCCAAUGACCAGUUGUUAAAAACAUUGACUGAAAAGAAUAGACAGUGGUUUAGCCUUUUGCCGAGAACACCUUGUGAUGACACUUCACUUACCCAUGCUGAUAUGUCAAGUGCUUCUUUAGUGACUCCUCAGUCUCAGCCACCAUCUAAGUCACCUUCACCUGCGCCAGCUCCUCUUCUUGGAUCAUCUUCUGCUCAGAAUCCCGUUGGCCUCAGUCCAUUUGCUUUAUCUCCUCUUCAGAUGAAAAGUGGCGUAUCUAUGAUGGGUCUUCAGUUUUGUGGGUGGCCCACUGGUGUGCUUACUUCCAAUAUUCCAUUUACAUCGCCUUUACCUAGUCUGGGAUCAGGGUUGGGAUUAUCAGAAGGAAACGGUAAUUCACUCCUGACUUCCAAUGUUGCUUCAAGUAAAAGUGAAUCUCCAGUCCCACAGAAUGAAAAGGUCUCUUCAACUCAACUUGCAGCUGUUGAAGUAGCAAAACCAGUAGAUUUUCCUAAUCCAAAACCCAUUCCAGAAGAAAUGCAGUUUGGUUGGUGGAGAAUUAUUGACCCAGAGGACCUAAAAGCUUUGCUCAAAGUGCUCCAUCUCAGAGGAAUAAGAGAAAAGGCAUUACAAAAACAAAUUCAGAAACACUUAGAUUAUAUUACUCAAGCCUGCAUCAAAAAUAAGGAUGUUGCUAUUAUUGAAUCAAAUGAAAAUGAAGAAAACCAAGUAACUCGAGAUAUAGUGGAAAACUGGUCAGUAGAAGAACAAGCUAUGGAAAUGGAUUUGAGUAUCCUUCAACAGGUAGAAGAUCUAGAAAGGAGAGUGGCAUCAGCAAGUUUGCAAGUGAAGGGUUGGAUGUGUCCAGAGCCUGCAUCAGAAAGGGAGGACUUGGUAUAUUUUGAACAUAAGUCAUUUACUAAAUUGUGCAAGGAACAUGAUGGAGAAUUUACUGGUGAAGAAGAAAGCAGUGCACAUGCACUAGAACGGAAGAGUGACAACCCCCUAGAUAUAGCUGUAACCAGGCUGGCUGAUUUGGAGCGGAACAUUGAAAGAAGAAUUGAAGAGGAUAUUGCUCCAGGGCUCAGGGUAUGGAGAAGGGCAUUAUCAGAAGCUCGCAGUGCUGCACAGGUAGCUCUGUGCAUUCAGCAGUUACAGAAAUCAAUAGCAUGGGAAAAAUCAAUUAUGAAAGUUUACUGCCAAAUCUGUCGAAAAGGAGACAAUGAAGAACUGCUUCUCCUUUGUGAUGGCUGUGACAAAGGCUGUCAUACAUACUGCCAUAGACCCAAGAUUACAACUAUACCAGAUGGAGACUGGUUUUGUCCAGCUUGCAUUGCUAAGGUAAAACUGAUCUAAGACUAAA
Messenger RNA from Otolemur garnettii (small-eared galago), 8421 nucleotides. It is a transcript of the gene BAZ2B, whose product is annotated as bromodomain adjacent to zinc finger domain 2B. The record is from RefSeq and is a predicted model, not a curated record. The coding region runs from base 2421 to 8414 and encodes 1997 amino acids. Lineage: Eukaryota; Metazoa; Chordata; Mammalia; Primates; Galagidae. The transcript is spliced from 35 exons. Gene Ontology annotation, molecular function: DNA binding.